Orbicella faveolata is the source of this 1470-nucleotide messenger RNA. RefSeq lists its product as uncharacterized. Gene Ontology annotation, molecular function: DNA binding; protein heterodimerization activity. NCBI's taxonomy places the organism in Eukaryota, Metazoa, Cnidaria, Anthozoa, Scleractinia, Merulinidae. The record is from RefSeq and is a predicted model, not a curated record. Gene Ontology annotation, biological process: kinetochore assembly; chromosome segregation; mitotic cell cycle. Gene Ontology annotation, cellular component: kinetochore.
AUGGGAGGGUUUUCUAGAUGCAACAGACAAGAGUGUGAAAGCACAAAUGAACUGAUGACACUGUUGACUACCGCAGAAAGCAAGAUUGCAGGAUUCCUGCAAACAGCUCCAGUUGCCAAAAGUGUUGUGAAAGGAAAAAGACAGAAAACAGUUGAAAAGCCAGGUACAAGAAGAACAUCAAGGUCAUCAAAUUCAGCAAGUCAAGCAGAAGAUAAUACCCCAAGAACCAUCAUUCAGAAUUUCUUACGGGAAGCUUUAGCAGAAUCCCCAGAAAAGCCAGUGAUUUCAACUUCAUCCGAUGUAGAAGAUGAACCUGUAACACAACAGUCAGAUGAGGAAAACCACUUAUCUCUUGUCACCAGCGUUGUUGCUGAUGAUGCAAGAACUGUAGUAGAUGAGCAAUCGGUUGCCAUGACAACUUCACAUGAAACAGGUCAUGUCACCCUGAUGGAAGCAGCUACUCCAGUGCUCCUAGACUCUUAUGGACAAGAUGAAGGUGUUGCACAAAAUACAAGUGAGCAGGAAACGCAAGAUGAAGUUGAACGUUUGCAAUCCACAGCAACAGACCAAACUCUGGAAACAGACACACAGACAUCUCGUCAGUGGAGAGACCUUGUUACUCCUCAGCUGCCCCUUGAUAUGUCUUCAGCAGGACAGAUGUCCAGAUCCACUGGAGAAAGAUCUGUUGGUGAAAGACCAUUCUUUGGAGGAAAGCCUCCUACAGGAAAGGCUGCAGCAAGGGGUUCAAAGAAGCCAUCUGGACCAAGAAUGCCAUCUGCUCUGGUGAAGAGUAUUUUCCAGCAUUUCUCCAAAGCAAAGCUGUCUAAAGAAGCUCUUCAAGUUGUUGAAAAUGGGUCAAACCUGUUUUUUAAACAAGUGUCUGGUGACUUAAUGGCCUACUGUCGGCACGCUCAUAGAACAACUAUUGAACUUGCUGAUGUGGAACUCCUCAUGAAAAGGCAAGGCUUCAUAACAGACAAUCAGUCACUGUACUCACUAGUUGAAAAGUAUCUUCCACUGGAAUACAGACAAGAAAUCAUACCAACAGUACAAGCUGGGAACAAGAUAGUUCUAAAAUAAAACUUAAUGUAGGCUUAAACUGUGGCCUUGCACCCGAAACAUGGAAGCACACAAUACAAAGAAUGAACUUGCGUACGUGGCAAUCCGGCAUAAAAUACCGUAUGUGAGAAAUCCAAAGAAACGUAUACCGUAGUUCAAGAGUUGACAAUAUUAUACUUGGAGAAAAGAAGAGCUGAAGCUCACCCUAGCUUUCUGGCAAUUCACAAACAGUAGAUAAUAUUCUAAUUCUCUUGGCAGGACUCAUUAUGGGACUAUUAAAAUGUGGAGGAAAGUUGUCAAAUUCAGUUGACAAUAUUUUUUUAACAUAUGCCUCCUCAUACCCUUCCUUUGCAUUUUACAUAAUUAUGUAGUUCCAGAUCUGCAUAGGCAUAUGAUCUGGGGGGGGGGGGG